Strongylus vulgaris is the source of this 579-nucleotide messenger RNA. The record is from the annotation of a GenBank genome assembly. NCBI's taxonomy places the organism in Eukaryota, Metazoa, Nematoda, Chromadorea, Rhabditida, Strongylidae.
AUGAACUACCCGCAAAAUAUGAAUCAGUCCUGUUCUUCGAUGAGUGCUGCAACUCAAGGCAGACGUGUGGCUUCUGCUCAUCACCAGAUGCCACUCUAUAACAAUCAGACAUCCAAUGUACCUCAAGGCAUGCAACAGUUGCCUUCUAAUCAACAUGCACAAGCAGUUCGCCCUAACCCUCGAUUGAUCUACCCGAGACAGCAAUAUCAAGGAUAUAUCCAUCCUGCACAGAUUACUAUGCAUCCCAGUUGUCAGAUGACCACUCAGCCAUAUCCGUAUCGUCCCGCUGUCUACAUGACACCUGCGCCCAGCCAAAUCGUCAGCGAAUACUCCAUGUCCGGAGGUUACCCACAGGGUUAUACACAACGUUCAGCUAAUGUCGUGAGAACUCAGAAGGAGAAGAAACAACCGUCGGUGAACUUGCAGGCAGUUCCACAGUCAAAUGAGCAUGCACCUCUUGCAUCAGCUGUUCUCGUUGAAAAUGAUGAAGAAGGUGAUGGUGUGUUUUGCUACGGUGUGACUGGAACUGAGUGGAUUUGCAUCUAUGUAAGUUAUAUCUAUGUUUUUCUUAUGUUAUAG